AUGGUUGAUCGAUUGACUGAUCUCAGAGACGCUCUCGUAGGCCUGGUUCCACAUCACACUGCAGUCCAUGGCCUCGCAAAUGAGCCCUCGGGCGGCAUCGAUGAUGGACAACGUGAGAUGUUCCGUACUGGUAUACCUCAUUUGGCUCACGUUCUUAGAUUAACACUGAUUCCGGAAUUGUCGAGACAAUUGAGAAGCCGUCAUAUGACCCAAGGGUUUACAAUGGCUUACCAUAUAAGUGUGGUAACUUUGAUGUUGCAAGCAUCUCUCUGGUCAGCAACCAAUGGGUGUUUCCCAGCCAAGAUAAGAGCACUUUUCUCAGAACCUCCCGUCCAUGCCAAGAACUUGAACACACAUAUAUCCCCCCGGUCAGUGGCGGAAGCAAUGCAGGCACACGCCAGUACUUAUGGAAACACUAGCUCUUGGGAAAUCAUUACCACUGACCUCGAGCUUUCUGAAUGUGACGAUGACCAAUCUGUCAGAAAUGUGCUGGGGACAGGUCUGACUGUGUACAAUGUCUCCCAACUGAUCCAUGACAGGAUUCAGCAGAGCAGUCAGGCACCUAUGAACUACUGCUGUACACGUCAGAAACAAAGGGCAUUUCAAGUAAGCAUACGCCAAAUUCCUUCAGAUCAAUUUCAAGACCUCGUGACCUGGCUACACGGUGAUUAUACAAGCAGACAUCCUUUGCCCCAACUCCUGAUAUGGCAGUAUAAGACCGACGGUCGACGAACCUCGGCUAACUUCACGCUCUGA
This is a messenger RNA of Tremella mesenterica DSM 1558, 756 nucleotides long. RefSeq lists its product as uncharacterized. Bases 1 to 756 code for a protein of 251 amino acids. NCBI's taxonomy places the organism in Eukaryota, Fungi, Basidiomycota, Tremellomycetes, Tremellales, Tremellaceae. The record is from RefSeq and is a predicted model, not a curated record. The transcript is spliced from 5 exons.